This is a messenger RNA of Vitrella brassicaformis, 754 nucleotides long. Lineage: Eukaryota; Vitrellaceae. The record is from the annotation of a GenBank genome assembly.
UAUCUUUUUUGACCGACGCACUUCGUCACAUGGGCAUGGGCAGCACCGACGGCAGGGGCAUGUCAUUGCCGUCGUCCAUCAUCAGCGCCGCAUCGUUCAUGUCCUCGUCAGCAGCGCCAUUAUUGUUGUUGCUGCUGUUGUGCUGCCGUGUGGGUGAGGACAACUGUGUGUUGGUGUGCAGCUGGUAGCCGUCGGUCGAUGGGUCCAGGGGCAGCCGCGACAGCAGAAUGAAGAUCAUCGGCGAGGUGCGGCGGUCGGCUCCCGUCGCCUGCACUCGCAAGCGCCAACGAAGGUGCUGUGUGAGUGUGUGUGUGUCCGUCCAGUGUGUGUGUGUUCGUGCUGACCAGGAGGCCGUCGAAGGUUGUGAUUUGAUGGAUGACGGGCAGCCCCGACAGCCGCUUGACGAUCUCCGCUAUGCCGAUGCACUUGCCCAUUGCAGUGAACCCAGACGUCAGCAUCACGGCGCCAUACUGACGGUUGAAUGCACAGCAAGAAUGUCAAGACAAAUGUGAUUAAUCAGUGCGGAUCUCUCUGUGUACCUUGUCGAUGCGGUUGAGUGCCUCUUGGAUGUAGUCCUUCAUCUGUUUGCGGCCUGCUGAUGACACCGCUAGAUACUGAGGCGGCCUCUCCCCUGCCUCCGCCCUCUUGGCCACCUGCUCGUCGGAUAUGGAACGGGAUGGGCCCGGCUGAGGAGGGCUGCCGAACAAGUACGCUGCGCUCGUCAUGACUGGCCUCCUGUCGGCCUCCACCGAUG